GCGGCCAAGUUGUUGCACCAGACGGCGGUCGCAGAGGGCACGGUGGAGUUCGAUGUCGGGACUCUGGGCGACGAGCCUGAGCAGAUCAAGCAGAAGAAGAGGAAGCCGGGGGCUGCCAAGAGCCAGCCUAGCAAAAGCCGCAGAACCAGCAGCCCGUCCAGACGAAGCACGGGAGGUACAAGUGCAACCAAUGCCAGCAAGAGCCUCGGGGAGAGUGAGCAGGACAUGAAGACGCUCCGGAUCUCACUGCAAAGGAUCUGUCAGCGGCUGGGGCGGGUUCCACAGUGCUUCUUGUGCUUGAACGAAGGGGUCUUCCUGGAGCCAUGGGGCCGGUCCGUGGACCACGCCCGUAGAAUGCUGAACCAGAUGGAGAAGGAUUCAGACCGGAACCAACAUCUUCUCCGUCCACACGUCCUCGCAGCAGAAGCUGCCAUCUUGUUGAAGGACGGCAACCUGCGCAAGAUGAGCAAGACGACCCGGCUCACUCACGUGCAGGCCUUUGAGGGCGCAAAUUGGACACCGCCAGUAACGAUUUAUGUGCAGCACUGCGUUGCCGAGUUCGACACCCUCGACUACAUGGCGGCAACGGACAUCGACAAAGUCAUUGGCAUGCUCAUGCCGGUAGAGUUGGACCCCCAAGUGGCUGAAGGGGAUCAGGCUGAUGUGGCUUGGGAGUGGCAGAAGCCCACCUUCACCGCCUUGGUGGCCGCCGUUGCAGGCCGCUACGCGAGGGCUCGGCUCUUCGGUGACGCGGUGGACACCAAGGCUGAAGCUGAAGAGAUGGAGGCUUGA
This is a messenger RNA of Symbiodinium sp. CCMP2456, 792 nucleotides long. NCBI's taxonomy places the organism in Eukaryota, Dinophyceae, Suessiales, Symbiodiniaceae. The record is from the annotation of a GenBank genome assembly.